Molecule: messenger RNA, 2237 nt
Organism: Drosophila takahashii
Lineage: Eukaryota; Metazoa; Arthropoda; Insecta; Diptera; Drosophilidae
Gene: CycD
Product: cyclin D
Biological process (GO): mitotic cell cycle phase transition; regulation of cyclin-dependent protein serine/threonine kinase activity
Cellular component (GO): nucleus; cytoplasm; cyclin-dependent protein kinase holoenzyme complex
Molecular function (GO): cyclin-dependent protein serine/threonine kinase regulator activity
Source: RefSeq, a predicted model, not a curated record
CUUUUUAUUAUAAGGUGUAACUAGCUGGUUCAUAUAAAUGCUUUGUCCACGCCGGUUAAGUGGCAAACGUGUGCAACUUCGAGUUUAUUUUCCCCAAUAACUGAGUUAUUCCAUCAAAUGGAGAUCGGUGCAGUUUGGAUAUAGUUCGAGAUCGUCGAAAUGUGCUCAUUCCGAUCGUAGCACAAUUUGUUGGCGAUCAAAUCGAUCACAUAUAUAUUUGUCGAAAACAUAUGUAAAUAAAGACAUGUAAUGUGCAUAAGAGGAAAUCAAAGUAGUGCGUGUAUGUAUUUACAUAUGUAUGUGCAUAUAAGCCAUUGAAGGAUCGAGUAUAAUAAUAAAAUGAAUACUUGUAUGUGAAGAGAAGGCUGCAAUAUAUGUACUUACGAUCGCUUCGUAUUGUACGCAGUAUUCGAUAUCCCAGAGUUGCCCAGAGUUCUUGAUAAUUCGGCACACAUAAAUGGCUUAAGGGUGCCUCGAACCGAACCGAACCUCCAAGAAACAAUGGAUCUUUUAUGUUCGGAGAACCUGGUUUUUGAAUCUGAUUCAUCGUUGUAUCGCCUGAACCAACGCCAACAGGAAAUGUCAGUGUCUGCGCCAUAUCCAUUGUCGAUAAAACCCGAUUCCGAUCCCCAAACAGAUCGAGAAACAGUGCAAAGUCCUUCGGACUUCAACCAGAACAACAACAACACCGUUGUGUGCAAUAUGAAGGAGAUUGUGUAUAUAUACGCAUCGGUCGAAGAAGCUGCGAAGAAUACAGAAGAACUGGAACCAUCAGUACCGGAACCGAAGCCACAGUCGCUCCUACAAUCCCAAUCCCAAUCACAAUUACAGUCCCAGCGAUACAACGAUCGACUGCCCAAGACAGCCCAAGAUUCACCCGCAGCAGACAACGUGAACACAGCCAUCGGGGAUCCCACAUUGUAUUCGGAUCGGUGCCUGGAGAAUGCCCUCAAGGCCGAGGAGAAGCACCACCAGAUGGACCAGGUGGACACCUACUUCGCCAUUCAGAAGGACAUAACGCCGCCAAUGCGGAAGAUUGUAGCCGAAUGGAUGAUGGAAGUGUGUGCUGAGGAAAAUUGCCAGGAAGAGGUCGUGCUGCUGGCCUUGAAUUACAUGGAUCGAUUUCUUUCGAGCAAAUCGGUGCGCAAGACCCAUCUGCAAAUAUUGGCUGCUGCCUGUCUUCUACUUGCCUCCAAGCUCCGUGAGCCCAGCUGUCGUGCACUUUCGGUGGAUUUGCUGGUUGUUUAUACGGACAACAGCAUAUACAAGGACGAUUUGAUAAAAUGGGAGCUGUAUGUGCUGAGCCGAUUGGGUUGGGACCUUUCGUCCGUGACUCCUCUGGAUUUCCUUGAGCUCCUGAUGAUGCGCCUGCCGAUAGGAAGUAAAAACUUCCCGGACAUAAACAUUGGCAAGGUCAGGGGACAUGCUCAGGCAUUUAUAUCGCUGGCGGCAAAAGAACACAAGUUUGCCAAGUUCUCGGCCAGCACAAUAGCUGCAUCGAGCAUCGCUGCUUCGAUGAAUGGCUUGAAGUGGCAUCUGCGGUCGGGUCACAACCUGCAUUUCCUGUUGAGUCUGAUGACCGACCUGACCAGCGUGGAGCAAGCUCAGGUGCAGGAUUGCAUGUUGCACAUGGAGGACAUUUUCAAGGAGCACAGUCGAAACCUGCAGCCCUUUCUCGUCAACAUAGACCCCUCGCAAAUGUCAACGCUAUACUACCAGGGUCGUUUUCAAAUACACCAAUCGCAGCACCUCUCGCAAAUCUCAAUACGAUCGCUACCUCUGCCGAAAACGCCAGCCGACUGUGGGGAACAACAUCAGCAGCAGCACAACUUUGGGUCCUCAUCGGCGCCGCAUCGAACGCAUACGUGCAAAAUGCAGGCGCAGGCUCAGAACGAGCUGCAAGACGUUACAUUUUGAGGUGUCAAUUAGGAAUACAACAAGAUAGCUUGUUAGCUAGAUUUAAGGCUAAUAUAUAGUAUAUAUGCUACUUCUUUUGCUACUGUAUAGGAUCACGUUAACAUUGUAUUCCUAACGACUGUAAGAUUGGUCAAUAUUCGAUUAUUAUUGCGUCUAUAUCGAUGUAUUUUUAUUCACCCAACUAUUUUUACCAAUUUAUGGGCCUGUAAUUUAGUAGCUAUCAUUAGUACUUUGUAUAAAAUAGCGUUAGAUAAUCAUCAUGAAACUUUAAAAUGGAAAAAAACAUUAAAACGAGACUGAUUGUAAACAGUAAAGCAACA